This is a messenger RNA of Mauremys reevesii (Reeves's turtle), 1299 nucleotides long. Its product is annotated as zinc finger protein 135-like. The transcript has a single exon. The record is from RefSeq and is a predicted model, not a curated record. NCBI's taxonomy places the organism in Eukaryota, Metazoa, Chordata, Testudines, Geoemydidae. The annotation marks the transcript as partial. Gene Ontology annotation, biological process: negative regulation of transcription by RNA polymerase II; regulation of immune system process; regulation of cytokine production.
CUUAUAAAGCAUCACAGAAUCCACACAGGGAAGAGGCCCUAUGAAUGCACUGAGUGUGAAAAAUGCUUCCCUAGCAGCUCAGCCCUUUCUCAACAUCAGAGAAUCCACACAGGGGAGAGGCCCUAUGAAUGCAGUGAGUGUGGGAAAACCUUCAGUCGCAGUUCACACCUUAUUACGCAUCAGAGAAUCCACACAGGGCAGAGGCCCUAUGAAUGCAGUGAGUGUGGAAAAUGCUUCACUAGCAGCUCAGGCCUUUAUCAACAUCAGAGAAUCCACACAGGGGAGAGGCCCUAUGCAUGCAGUGAGUGUGGAAAAUGCUUCACUGACAGCUCAGCCCUUUCUCAACAUCAGAGAAUCCACACAGGGGAGAGGCCUUAUGAAUGCAGUGAGUGUGGGAAAAACUUCACUAGCAGGUCAAACCUUCUUACCCAUCAGAAAAUCCACACAGGGGAGAAGCCCUAUGAAUGCAGUGAGUGUGGGAAAAACUUCACUAGGAGCUCAAACCUUCUUGCCCAUCAGAGAAUCCACACAGGGGAGAGGCCCUAUGAAUGCAGUGAGUGUGGAAAAUGCUUCACUGACAGCUCAUCCCUUUCUCAACAUCAGAGAAUCCACACAGGGGAGAGGCCUUAUGAAUGCAGUGAGUGUGGUAAAUGCUUCAAUAGCUGCUCAGGCCUUUAUCAACAUCAGAGAAUCCACACAGGGGAGAGACCUUAUGAAUGCAGUGAGUGUGGGAAAAACUUCACUGUCAGGUCAAACCUUCUUACCCAUCAGAGAAUCCACACAGGGGAGAGGCCCUAUGAAUGCAGUGAGUGUGGGAAAAACUUCACUGUCAGGUCAAACCUUCUUACCCAUCAGAGAAUCCACACAGGGGAGAGGCCCUAUGAAUGCAGUGAGUGUGGGAAAACCUUCAAUCGCAGUUCACACCUUAUUACGCAUCAGAGAAUCCACAUAGGGAAGAGGCCCUAUGAAUGCAGUGAGUGUGGGAAAACCUUCAAUCGCAGCUCAAACCUUCUUACCCAUCAGAGAAUCCACACAGGGGAGAGGCCCUAUGAAUGCAGUGAGUGUGGAAAAUGCUUCACUCACAGCUCAGCCCUUUCUCAACAUCAGAGAAUCCACACAGGGGAGAGGCCCUAUGAAUGCAGUGAGUGUGGGAAAACCUUUAUUACCAGCUCAGACCUUAUUAGGCAUCAGAGAAUCCACACCGGUGGGAGACCGUAUAAAUGCAGUGAGUGCGGGAAAACCUUCUGUGGGCACUUAGCCCAUGUUAGUCAUCAGAGAAUCUGCAAGGGAGAUCAACAA